Myxocyprinus asiaticus (Chinese sucker) is the source of this 1583-nucleotide messenger RNA. It is a transcript of the gene yju2, whose product is annotated as YJU2 splicing factor homolog. Lineage: Eukaryota; Metazoa; Chordata; Actinopteri; Cypriniformes; Catostomidae. Gene Ontology annotation, cellular component: U2-type catalytic step 1 spliceosome. The coding region runs from base 119 to 1156 and encodes 345 amino acids. The record is from RefSeq and is a predicted model, not a curated record. Gene Ontology annotation, biological process: mRNA splicing, via spliceosome. The transcript is spliced from 8 exons.
AGUAAUGCAACACUUGAGUGAGGUCGAAGAAGAAGUGUAAAGCGAGGCGAGUGUGCUAACAGACAGUUGAGCAUUAUUUGCCUUUUUCACUUUUAAUUUUAACGAAUUAAAGAAAACCAUGUCGGAAAGAAAAGUUUUGAACAAAUACUAUCCUCCUGAUUUUGAUCCGUCUAAAAUCCCUAAACUCAAACUCCCCAAAGACCGUCAGUAUGUGGUCAGAUUGAUGGCGCCAUUUAACAUGAGAUGUAAAACAUGUGGAGAAUACAUUUACAAAGGGAAGAAGUUCAAUGCUCGCAAAGAGACCGUUCAGAAUGAGCUGUACAUGGGGCUGCCCAUUUUCCGAUUCUACAUCAAAUGCACAAGAUGCUUGGCCGAGAUCACGUUUAAGACAGACCCAGAGAACACAGAUUAUGCCAUGGAGCACGGCGCAACACGUAACUUUCAGGCAGAGAAACUGAUCGAAGAGGAGGAGAAGAAGAUCCAACAAGAACGAGAGGAAGAGGAACUCAAUAACCCGAUGAAGGUUCUGGAGAACCGCACACGGGACUCGAAGAUGGAGAUGGAGGUGCUGGAAAACCUGCAGGAGCUGAAGGAGCUGAACCAGAGGCAGGCACAGGUGAACUUUGAGGCCAUGCUGGAUGAGUAUAAAGUGAUGGAGCAGAGACAGAAAGAGAGAGAGCAGGAGGAUGACGAAAGAGAGACCAAAGAGAUGUUGGAGAGAGCUCUCGUCAAGCGACUGAGGGAUUCUGACUCUGAAGAAGAGACGGAGAAUGCAAAAGAACGAGGGAUAAAACAUGCAGUUGAUAAACCCACAGACAUUCUCACCACGGAGGUGAAUACAGGCCCACAGUCUGUACAGGGUCUGUCGGCUGUGGGUGUGAAGAAACAGAAGGUGGAGAGCUGGGAGAGGAGUGUUGGAAGUCUGGGUGGGAGGGGAGCGCUGGGCUCUCUGGUGGUGAGGAAGAAACCAGCAGAUUCUGUUCCCAAACUUGCUUCAAAUACACCACAGCCUGCUGCUGAAACAAAAACAGGGACAUGCGCUGCCAAACCAGCAGCAUCUACAGCUUCCAACGGCCAGCCGGUCGUAUCUCAAAACUGUUCUUCUCUCAGCCUCUUGGGGGCAUACUCAGACAGUGAUGAAAGCAACUCCGACUAGGCUGGAGUGUGGCAAAUACUUGUGACUGCAAAAAAUAUGCUCAUCUUCAGACCACCUAUCUCCACUUGGCCCAUAUUUAAGUUUCCUCGACCUGGACUCCUUAAAAGUACACUUGAGAACCAAUGGUUUAACUUAGCUGGAGGAUCUCUGUUUCAGUUGCAUUGAUUUAAUGUUUUGAUAUAUUAGAUUUGCACCAUGACGAUGUUUCUAAUGUACCCCAUAAUGUGUUUCAGAUGUAUAAUAUACUCUGUAAAGUAGUAUUUGUUUCUCUAUGUUUGUUCAAUCAAUAACAGGAUAUGCAUUUGAGGGUUCCAGCUGACUUAUCUUAAAUCUAAAGCAUAUUUAGACUGAUCAUCUCUUGUCCCGCAUCAUAAAAGACACUUUUACCCUCCCAUCCAUUUAACAAAUAAAUUAUUUGUCCACUUUC